Messenger RNA from Drosophila grimshawi, 3276 nucleotides. RefSeq names its product N-alpha-acetyltransferase 35, NatC auxiliary subunit homolog (gene Naa35). NCBI's taxonomy places the organism in Eukaryota, Metazoa, Arthropoda, Insecta, Diptera, Drosophilidae. The record is from RefSeq and is a predicted model, not a curated record. The transcript has 6 exons. The coding region runs from base 737 to 3154 and encodes 805 amino acids. Gene Ontology annotation, cellular component: NatC complex. Gene Ontology annotation, biological process: N-terminal peptidyl-methionine acetylation.
UUAUAGUUGUUGUAGUUCUCGUAUUUUGUAUUUCUUGUAUUUUUUUUUUUUGUUGGCUCGUGUCGUGUUUUUGGCAAUUGGUUUAAAUUUGUGCGCCCUGUUGUUGUUUUUUUUUUUAAAUGUUAUAUUAGUGCUUAUUUUAGCGGUUGACCGUUGGCACGUAUUAACCACGAGGGCAACGCAUUUGAUACUGAAACCGAAUUGUUGUAAACAAACUAAUUCAACCCCUCGCAUUGGUGAAGUGUUGUGCGCCCCACUCAAUUUGCCGUUAUUUGGGCAUUUGAAACACACUCAAACUGGCGACACGGACAACCCCAAAAGUGCGAUAGAAACAUCACAGGGCGCGGGCUCAGAAAAUGUUGCGUUGCGAUGCGAUGCGAUGUGACGCGGAGAGCAAAAAAGUGCUAAAAGCUGAGCGAGCUUUUAACUUUUCACUCGAAAGCGGAGCGCGACCGAUAAUAGCUGAGGGCCGUUGAUAAGAAAUUGCUUGAGUGCAUUUUCAAAGAAAUAGAACCGGCUAUGUUUGCUGGCACCUGUGAAUUGAAUUUGUAACGUUUUUGGCGCCAUUGAAUCACAGUGUUGGCAAAUGCGCUCUGCAAUUGCCAUGCAGACUUUGCAGUAUUGAUUAGCACUGGUUCAAAUUUUAGAUGCACGGCAAACGUGAAAACGUUAAAAAUAAAAUCGCGUAUAACUGAAUGAAAAUAAUAAUUGAAAAGUAGCUGUGCAGUAAGGCAUAAUGCACGGAACAUACGUAGGCGAACAGCCAACAGAUUUUCAGGCAGCCACAGCUGCAGCAGCGGCGGCAGCAGUAGCAGCCGCAGCAGCAGCGGCCGCUUCAGCCUCAGCGAUGCGAACAACAGCUGAGCAGAGGGAAAUGGAGAGGGAAAGGGAAUCGAAUAGCAAUGAACCCGAUGAGUGGAGUUUGAGCGAAUGUGGAUUUGCUGAUAAUGAUGUGCAGCGAGCGAUACGAGGCGGCAGCGCUGCCGAGGAUAUUACACAAUAUCCAAUACAUGGCUGGGUGGAUGUCACACAGGAGUUUCACGAUGCCUGCGCCGAGCUGCUGCCCGGCGAACUUGCCCAGGAUAUGCUCUUUGGCCUGUUCGAGGCCAUGUCAGCCAUUGAAAUAAUGGAUCCGAAAAUGGAUGUGGGCAUGGGCUUUGAUAAGUUCGAUUUGCCGCCGCCAUCCUUUGAGGCGGCCGUUGCGAUGGGCGCCAUUAAGCUGGACGGACUGGAGCCAGCGGAACUGAUUGGCAUCUUUGAUGCUCUGUUUGCCUGCCUGGUGUCGUGGCUGGAGGGCAACUCAAUGGAUCAAGUGCUAUUCACCUGCCUCUAUUUGCAUGCACCCUCACAGAUUCAGGACAAGCCGCUGCGCUGCUUUUGCAUCGCUGUGCGCAAUCUCAUUGUGGUAAUUAAGAACAUCAUCAUCUUGGCGGCAGUCAACGAGGAGGAGGAUUUUCAAUUGUAUGGCAAUUCGGCGUUAUUGGGUGCGGAGAAGGCACAGCCCUCAACCAUAGCUGGUCUCUUGAAGGAUGUGGAGGAUGAGCUGGUGCGCAAGUGCAAACAGUUGCCAGAAGCAGCGGAGAAUCAAUGUCUGAUGGCUGUCGUCCACAGAUUGCGCUUCAUGCGCCACCUCUUUCAGGCCAUUUACCAAGUGGAGCUCAUGGUGGGCGCCUCGAGCGCCGAGGAGGCGGUCAAUGAGAUAUACAAGAAUCUCAAUGUGGCCUCCGAGCUGUUACCGCUAAUCAAACGCACCAUUGAUCGGGGCACACAGCCUGUCGAGGGUUCUGAGGCACCCAAUCCCAUGGGCUUCUCGCCGCGCAUUCAUGACCGAAGUCAACCACCCACAUUUCCGCGCAGCAUUAAGAUCCGCGAGCGACCCGCCAGCUAUCAAUUUUUAGAGGAGAUGGUGGCUCGUUUCAAGUACGCUUGCAAGGUGAUACGCUACAAGGAUUACUACUCGGCGCUGAACUUCUUCAUCGAAUAUAGUCGCAAGUCCGGACAUUGCAUCCUCUCCCGCAGCGUGCUGCAAAGUCUCUUCAGCUCGAGCAUUCGCCUCGCGCAUGGCAAACAAUCGAUGAAACAGUUUUUGCGUCAUUCGGUGAUGGUUUUCAAUUCGCCACCGGUGCUAAAUCCCAAACAUCCGGUGUCGAGUGAUCCGAAGGUUGUGCAGCAUCUGGAAACGUUCUUUCGCUAUUGCAUCAAUAUGAAUACGUUCAAUCAGUUUAUACGCUUGUGCGGAUUCAAUCGUGCCCGGCAGCGCGACAAGCUGGCGCAUCUUAUUGAAAACUUUGAUCCGCUCCAAGUGGAUGCGGCUCGUCUCGACUCGCUGAUGAAUCAGCUGGCCAAUGAGCGUGCCAUGGAAGGAAACGAGUCGCAUGCGACGGCGCUGAAGCACAGCACGUACUUCUCCACCUGGGUGCUGUACAAUUGCUUCCGCGCCAUGCUCAUCUAUCUGAUGUCCGGUUUCGAGCUGGAACUGUAUGCUGUCCACGAGUUCCUCUAUAUCUAUUGGUAUCCCUAUGAGUUCCUUGUCGGAUUUCUGGUGUCGGCGUUAACGCGCACAGAGAAUCUAUUGUUGGCCCAGGAGGAGUAUGCCGAGCAUCAGAGCAGGAUUCAGUCGAACAGCGGCGGAGGCGGCUCUGGUAGCAAGAAUCGCAAGGCCGCCAAGCCGAAGAAGAAUAAGAAACAACAGCGUCCGUAUCGCCAAGAGAUCGUCUACUAUCGCGCCCUGCUCAGCCUGUGCGGUGGCAUGUAUAAGGCGAUGGGCGCCUUAACCAAAGAUGGACGCGUGCGUCUGCCCAUGUCCAAGUUUGAUAACGAGGAAAUUCGCUACAAUCGACGCUUCUCGCCAUUUGUGCCACUGACCAGCCCUCCACCGGUGUCCUAUGCCGAAUUCCGGAACAUACGCGAUCACAUGAUGCAGAACAGCGCCGAGGAUCUGUACAGUUAUGCGGCCAAGUAUUUCGAUCAGGCACGCAAUGUCCUCGAGAGCAUACAGAAUCCUGAACAGGAGAUACUGGACCUGUUGCAGAUUGCGCGCACCAAUUUCGUGGUGAUGAAUGUGCUUGGGCGUGGCCAUCAGAAGGAGGUGAAACGUCAGCCAGAAUUUGAUUUCUCCAAGCAUAGCUAUUUUCCCAUUAUCAAAAUUAAAUGACCCCUUUUAUGCUGAGAUCAACCCCAAUCCUUGUCGUAGCUUGUCUCUAUAUAUAUAUAUAUAUUCUUUAUCUAAUUUGUUUCGGCAAUUGCAAAUAAAAUUGGUUAACUUAUGUGUGAAAA